Messenger RNA from Gasterosteus aculeatus aculeatus (three-spined stickleback), 3087 nucleotides. It is a transcript of the gene mcm8, whose product is annotated as minichromosome maintenance 8 homologous recombination repair factor. NCBI's taxonomy places the organism in Eukaryota, Metazoa, Chordata, Actinopteri, Perciformes, Gasterosteidae. Gene Ontology annotation, cellular component: MCM complex; nucleus. Gene Ontology annotation, biological process: double-strand break repair via homologous recombination. Gene Ontology annotation, molecular function: ATP binding; ATP hydrolysis activity; single-stranded DNA helicase activity. The record is from RefSeq and is a predicted model, not a curated record.
GGUGGAUCGGCAGGUGGAGGAGGGUGGAGAGGGGGAGGUGGUGCUGGGGAAGGAGGAUCAGGGAACCAGACUUUCAGCAGCCAGAGAGCGCUUUGUCAGGCGACUCUCGAUAUCGUGUGUCCGUACAGAGGAUGGAGGCUGUACUUCACAGAAGGCUUCAUAGAGAGCUCACCUAGUGUGGAGAAGAUCAAAGUGUUUGAGCAAUAUUUCAUCAAGAUUGAACUCUACGACAAGGAUGAGAUUGAGCGUCAAGGCAGUGUUCUGGUAGAUUACGCAGACUUGACUGGAGACGAAUCGGUGCGUGGAGCGCUUCCUAAUCUCUCCACAGAGCUGAAGGAACAGCCGGACGUGAUACUCAACUGUUUGGGUUUGGCCGUUCACCAGGUGUUGACUCUAGACCUGGAGAAACAGGCGGCCGGCCUUCAAGGGGAGGAGCUUCCUGUCGCCACACCGAUCGUCAACAUCCCCCACAUCAGCGCCAGGCUGUACAACUACGAGCCGCUGACCGCGCUGCGGAUGCUGCGUGCCAGCGCGUUCGGCCGGCUGGUGUGCGUGAAGGGGACGGUGGUCCGGGUGAGCAACAUCAAACCUCUGUGCACCAGGAUGGCCUUCAGGUGUGUGGGCGGCUCGCACGUGCAGUCCCUGCCGCUGCAGCACGGGAAGUACGCCGCUCCUACCAAGUGCCUCGAGCCCGACUGCCGCGGCCGCUCCUUCACUCCGAUCCGGACUUCCCCUCUCACCCAGACUGUGGACUUCCAGAUCAUCAAGGUGCAGGAGUCGAUGGGCGGAGAGCAGAGGGAGGCCGGACGAAUCCCGCGCACCGUGGAGUGUCACCUGACCUCUGACCUCUGUGACAGCUGCGUCCCCGGAGACGCAGUCACCGUGACCGGCAUAGUUAGAGUCACUAACGAUGGGACUUCCCGGGCCAACAAGGAUCAGUGUAUGUUCCUCCUCUACAUCGAAGCCACUUCAGUCAGCAACUCUAAAGGUCAAAGGUCCAAGUCAGGUCAGGGGUCAGAUGGGUCGCAUGAGGAUCGUGGAGGGGAGGAGUUCAGUCUGAAGGAGCUGUAUGCCAUCCAGGAGAUCCAGUCACAGCCAGACCUGCUGAGGCUCAUAGUACACUCUUUAUGUCCCGUCAUCUACGGCCACCUGCUGGUGAAAGCUGCUUUGUCCUUGGCGCUGUUUGGGGGCAGACAGAAGCACACGGACAAGAACAGCGUCCCGGUCCGAGGAGACCCUCACAUCCUGAUGGUGGGAGACCCGGGACUGGGGAAGAGUCAGAUGCUGCAGGCAGUGUGUAACGUGGCUCCCAGAGGAAUCUAUGUAUGUGGCAACAGCACAAGCACCACAGGACUAACAGUGAGUUUAUCCCGAGACUCGGGGACCGGGGACUUUGCUCUGGAGGCCGGAGCCUUGGUUCUGGCCGACCAAGGCCUGUGCUGCAUCGACGAGUUCGAUAAGCUGGGCCACCAGCAGCAGGCUCUGCUGGAGGCCAUGGAGCAGCAGUCAGUGAGCCUGGCCAAGGCCGGGAUAGUGGCCUCCCUGCCCGCCAGGACGUCCGUGAUCGCCGCUGCCAACCCCAUCGGAGGACAUUACAACAGAGCCAAGACGGUGUCCGAGAAUCUGAAAAUGGGCUCGGCGCUGCUCUCUCGAUUCGACGUGGUCUUCCUCCUCCUGGACAUCCCGGACGAGACGCACGAUCGGCACCUGUCGGAAUACAUCAUGGCCAACAGGGCGGGAAAAGGCCGGGCUAGCGGCGCCACGGUGACCAGGGCUCCCAGUGCACUGGAGACCUCCAUCCUGCUGGAUCCCAGUGACAUGCCGCUGUCCGAACGCCUGCAGGUGCCGGCAGGUGAAAGCGUGGACGCCAUCCCGGUGCCUUUGUUGAGGAAGUACAUCAGCUACGCUCGUCAGUACGUCCAGCCGUCGCUCUCCCCCGAAGCGGCAAAGACCCUUCAGGCCUUCUACCUGUCGCUGCGAGCUCAGGCCCACUCUGCCGACUCCACUCCCAUCACCACGCGGCAACUCGAGUCGCUGAUCCGACUGACCGAGGCCAGAGCCAGACUGGAGCUCAGAGAGACGGCGACCAACAGUGAUGCUGAAGACGUGGUGGACAUCAUGAAACACAGUCUGGCGGAUACGUACUCGGACGGUCUGGGGAAUCUGGACUUUGAGCGCUCUCAGCUGGGAUCCGGCAUGAGUCAGCGGAGCGCGGCGAAGCGGCUGGUCAACGCGCUGCACCGGCACGCCGAGAGGACCAAUCAGACGCAGUUUGACCUGCAGACGCUGCGCUCCGUGGCCAACAGCACGAACGUCAAGGUGAUGGAUUUUGAAGGCCUUGUGAGUUCCCUGAAUGAACAGGGUUUCCUCCUGAAGAAAGGAGCCAAGCUCUACCAGCUGCAGACCGUCUGAGCCUCCCGGCAAAGGUCAGUGUCCUGGGAUCAGUGAGCGGGGGCUUUUUACAUAGAGAACCGGCCCACAUUCACCAAACCACCAACCAGCCCCCCCACUGUGAAUCCUUCCUGAAGAGACUCUGAAUCACCACAGUGACGGUACAGAGACCACCGCUUGCUGUCGACUGACAUCUCGGCUGAAUUGGUCUGCAUCUGUUGUCACAGAAAGAGCUUUAAACUAAACAUGGUAUUAAUUAUCAUGUUUGUAUCAGUCAGGUGGGACUACAAACGUUUCCUUUAGUGCAAAACCUACCAGCUGGUUUACAGUCAGGUACAGUUCUCUUUCAGUGUACAUGUAUUAUUACACAGUACAUGGUUACAGAAUUAAACAGCAGUUGUAGAUGAAGUCAGAGACAAUGAAUGGAAGGUAAAGAAUACAUAGAUGACUAUAAUCUUGUUUCAAUGUACAUAAAAUGACACGUUUGUAUAAAUUGGUAUGAAUCGGUAUAAAGCCUAAUAGGAUAAAUGCUAUUUGCACGGUUGCUUUGGAGCAGUUUUAUGUUUUGUCUGUUUUCAGCAAAAAGGUAUCGGUUGCGUUGUCUCUAAGCUUUCUCAAGUUUCUGAUUACUUUUUGCAGGUGCACUUAUCAGUUAAUGUCAACAUAUUGUAAUAAAUAACUUUAUUUCUCUGUAAA